Molecule: messenger RNA, 2043 nt
Organism: Asterias rubens (European starfish)
Lineage: Eukaryota; Metazoa; Echinodermata; Asteroidea; Forcipulatida; Asteriidae
Product: UPF0669 protein v1g209471-like
Exons: 2
Coding region: 136-678 (180 amino acids)
Source: RefSeq, a predicted model, not a curated record
UCACACUCAACUCAAUGUGUAUGGUUGUGAGAACGUAAGAAAUUGCCUUGCUAAAUACAUUUCGUGUGUACUCGUUAAGUUUCACAAGUCUCCAUUUGUGUUGAUGGUUAGCUCAGCACCUUUUGGCCAGCCAUCAUGUACAUGUUCGUCAGUGUCCGUCUUUCUACCAUCGUACUGUUCCUCCAUAUUCUGUUGUCAUGGUUGCAUGGCUACAUCUGUGAAACUCACAUACUCUUGCAGACAGUAACAGGGUCUGUCCCAUCGGGGAAUUUCACCUACUACAAACUCAGUCGCAAUGGGAACAUUCGCUUCAGUCUAAGGACCCUGGAAGGCGAUGCUGAUGUGUACGUGUCGUCAACCACGAUGCAUCCAACGUAUGAUGACUAUGAUAUGAAGGCGGCAACAUUCGGAGAAGAAAUCAUUGACAUCUGCCAGUCAAUAGAACGUCCCGUGGGGAUAGGGGUUUAUGGACAUCCGCUUUAUCCGAAUGUUACUUUAUACGAGUUUGACAUUUUACUGGAUCAGACGUUGGAGGAGGUUGAUCCAUGGAGAAUGGAAAGUGAGCAAGAUCCGUCGGUAGGGAAGCUUUAUCCGAUGGAUGAAGAGCCGGAAAAAGAAUCUUUAUUGUGGAGUCUGUUUAUUGGGAUCUUAAAGGUUGCAUUGGAUAUCAUGAUCUGAUCCAAGCAUCUCCCCCACUAACUCUUUCCCUUUUAUAAUGCAUAGGCAAACCAUGAAUUGUUGUUGACAUGAGACGACAAAAACACCAUAAGAAAGUUGUUUGGUCCACUCACUGACUGCCAAUGGAUCCUAUUCUUUGACGUAAUCCUGUCACCAUCAGAGGUAAAAAUGAUUAGGUGGAAUCGCACAGUUUUGUAAACGCCCCUCACAAGAUGCGCCAAUAAGCAACCUCUUUUUGAAUUCAACGCAAGGGCGGCCAACUCAAAUGACAUCAAGUGCAUUAAGGUCGAUUAGACAAAAAAAGUAGGCGAACAAGCUGUUAACACAAAUAUCAAAUUAUUGACUUCCAUAUAGAGAUUAGAAGACAAAAACAAAGAUGCAACUCUGUUGUGAUGAGAAUUGUUUUAGAAUUGAAGCUGUGCAUUAAGAAAGUCUAAAUACUUGAAGAUCGGACUAGGAUCCAUCUAAGAUAAAGGGACACGUUGCCUUUUGGAUUUGGCACAUUGUUUUGAAAUCAGUAUGGUUGGAAAGAUGUUUUACGUGUAAUACUAGAAUGUAAUGAUUCACUCACAAUCCCUUGUGUGGUUUUCCUUUUACUUUAUGAUCGAACGUCUUCCGCUAUUUUGUGGAGUUUAACAUUUUGGGACAAAAUGGGGGACCCUGUUAAGGUCGCAAAGUAAAAGAAAGCCUGACAAUUUCGAGGGAAACUUGUGUAAAUUAAUGUAUUCUACUUUUGAAAGAUGAUAAGAUCUCCAACAGAUUAAUCAUUAUGACAAAUGCUGUUUUAAGAGACAAUCUAGAGACUGAAAUCAUGCGCCUGAAUGAGCAUUGAGUACUCAAAUCUUAGCAUUGUGUUUUUUCCCCACCAAGUUCAUACAAACCUGGUGUGCAUUAAGGAAAGAUCAUAUAUUUCUACAUAUAGUCUACUGGUUGGCAAAUCUUUACAAAUGACCUAGAAUUCAAAAUGUGAAUCCAAGAAUUUAGCCCUAAAGAUUUUUUGGCUUCUGCAUCACUUCCACCCAGUCAUCAGCAGAGUAUAACGAAACAUUUGUUUGACUGCUUGUUAUAAAUAGAUUUGUCUCCCACCAAAUUGACAGUUAAAUUCCUGUAAAAAUUCGCAUUUAAUUAAUCUUAUAAAGUUGGGGAGGUAGUGCUUUCUGCUCUACCAGCCAGACUUCUGACGUAUGAUAUCCAAGCCUACAUCCGUAUGAACUGUAAAGGGGGUAACCCUGUUUCAGUCCCAGGAAGAAUUAAUUCAAUGAAACAACUUUAUUUGAUGGCACUAUGGAUACUAUUUGUAAUUGUCAAAGACCAGUCUUCUCACUUAGUGUAUCUCAACAUAAUGCAGCAUAAAGUAACAAACCU